Oryzias latipes (Japanese medaka) is the source of this 1658-nucleotide messenger RNA. RefSeq names its product proteolipid protein 2b (gene plp2b). Gene Ontology annotation, cellular component: membrane. The record is from RefSeq and is a predicted model, not a curated record. Lineage: Eukaryota; Metazoa; Chordata; Actinopteri; Beloniformes; Adrianichthyidae.
UUUCACUUUCCGGAGAGCGUGAUUCAUCCGCCUGCUUUCCGUUUGAGCCAAACGGGCAACUGGUGAAACCUCAUAGUUUCUUUCGCAGCUGCGGUAGAAAACGUUUAGAGACAUCCUCGUUACCUUUUCUCUCUUUACUUAAUACGUAACACUUGUGAGAACAAACUUUGUCGGUUAGUUUUUGGACUCAAACGAACCCGCUACUGUGCUGCUCGUUGAGUUUUUGGGAUGGCUGACACUAGUGGGACCAGCCCUGCGGCCAACUGCCUGGAGAAGCUCAAAAGUUACGUGAAGACCCCCAAAGGUUUCAUCCUCUUUGCAGAAAUCUUAAUCAGCUUCAUAAUCAUCAUCUGCUAUGCCGCAUCUCAUUACGGAGGCUACUCCGCCGUCGCCAUCGUUGAAAUGGUCAUCACCAUAAUCUUCUUUGUCGUCUUCAUGAUGGAGUUGGACAAACAGUUCCUAGUGGUGAACUGGGUCUGGAGUGAUUUCUUCCGGGCCACUAUCGCCGCCGCCCUUUACAUUAUCACUUCCCUCAUCUGCGUCAUCGGAGGAGCCGGAGACGGAGCGCGCAUCGCAGGCGGGGUGUUUGGUUUGAUCGCCGGCUUGCUAUUUGGGUACGACGCUUACACCAUCUACUUACAGCUCAAGAGUGCCAGACAGCACACAGCGGCUGCCACUGACGACCACGCGUAAGAUCUUCAUCCUCAAACAUGAUUUAAAAAGAAGAGGGGAGCAAGAAGGACAGAGGAGUAAUGAGAUCAAGUCAUUGGUGAUAGCCAGAUCCAACAGUGUAUUUUAGGGGCUUGCUUGUAAGAUUGGUGGCAAAUAAGGAAUUCCCCUCCCAGGGGUUUGUUCCAGCGCGGAUGGAUGGACCACUAAAAGGGAAAUUUAUGCAAAUUUGGUUCUCAAAUAAAUUGUCUUUAGUUCAUAGACCGUUGUAGUAAAGGGAUCUGUGAGUAUUAGACUUUAGAAAGUAACUGACUCAGUUGGGUGCUUUAGGAAAUAUUAAACAAAUAAUAACAGUAAUAAUAUUUUCUGCAGCUUGUUUUAUGUGUUUUUUUAUUGCUGUUUUGUCAACUUGUUAAUUAUUUCAUUCUCUAUUAUUUAAUGAUUGACACUCAGUUCUGUUGCUGUGCUUUCAUAAUCAUGUCGGUUAUUCUUUUUAUUUCUUAAAGUCUAAACCAUUUGAAGUGAUCAGCUGUUAUUUAUCAACAUAUUUUAUCUGGUUUUGUACGAGUUCUGGUCGUUUCUUUAAAAAAAAGAAAACAAAUUUGCAUAGCAAUUGGCAACAGGCGUAAAACCAUAUUAGAUGGCAUCAUCAACUUAUAUUUUUUGUGAUUGCUCAUGUUGUAACUUUCAUGCACAUCUUUAGACACAAAACUUUUUUUUAUUUGAACAUUUCCUCCUCAUAGAUUACACUGCCAACAACUGAAGUGAGGAAGUACUUUUUUUUUACAUUUACUUUAAAAAAUAAUUUUAUACAGAAAAGUAUUACGACAGGUGCAAAAGGGCUUGUUCAUUUUUCUUUUUUGUCAACUCGUAUAUAAUAAUGAAGUGAGUCUGCCUUUCUGUCUUUAUGUUUUGCUAAAGUGUGUUACAUUGGUUUACAACAUGUCCAUCCUUGCUUGGAGGAAUAAAGCCAUUUGUUGCUACAAGGA